This is a messenger RNA of Colossoma macropomum (tambaqui), 2062 nucleotides long. RefSeq names its product EF-hand domain family, member D1 (gene efhd1). Lineage: Eukaryota; Metazoa; Chordata; Actinopteri; Characiformes; Serrasalmidae. The record is from RefSeq and is a predicted model, not a curated record. Gene Ontology annotation, molecular function: calcium ion binding. Bases 1 to 573 code for a protein of 190 amino acids. The transcript is spliced from 4 exons.
AUGGCGACCGACGAGCUCGCGGAGAAGCUGCACCGCAGGCUGGACCUGCAGGAUCGCGCGGAGCCGCCCAGACAGCCGCGCGUGUUCAACCCGCACACCGAGUUUAAGGAGUUCAGCCGCAAGCAGAUCAGAGACAUGGAGCAGAUGUUCAAAAGGUUCGACUCCGGUAAGGACGGCUUCAUCGACCUGAUGGAGCUGAAGAUGAUGAUGGAGAAGCUGGGAGCUCCUCAGACUCACCUGGGCUUGAAGAGCAUGAUCCGAGAGGUGGACGAGGACUACGACGGCAAGCUCAGCUUCAGAGAGUUCCUCCUGAUCUUCCGCAGGGCUGCUGCAGGCGAGCUGCAGGAGGAGAGUGGUCUGAUGGCUCUCGCUCGCCUCUCAGAGAUCAAUGUCUCGACGGAGGGCGUGCGAGGAGCGCGGGAAUUCUUCGAGGCCAAGGCUCAGGCUCUGUCUGUGCGCAGCAAGUUCGAGGAGGAGCUUCGUGAGGAGCAGGAGGAGAAGAAGAGGGUGGAGGAGGAGCGGGAACAACGACGCGCUGCGUUUAAAGAGCUACAGUCUGCAUUCUGCUCCUAAACACACACUCACACACACACACACACACUCACACACACACACACACUCACACACACACACACAUUUGUCUUGCUAUACUUGUCAGGGACUUCCAUGGGUUUCUAUUGAUUUUUGUAUUACUGUAGCUACAUAAUACUACACCUACACCUAAACCCAACCCUAAACUCAGUAACCAAACCUAACCCUAAACCUAAAACUAACGCUAGACCCAGAAUCCAAACCUAAAGCUAACCCUAAACCUAACCUGAGUAUCCAAACCUAAGCCUAACCCUGACCUUAACCUCAUCAUCCAAACCUAGACCUAACCCUGAUCUUCACCUCAGUAUCUGAACAUAAACCUAACCCUAAUCCCAAACCUAAACCUAACUCUAAACUCAGCAUCCAAACCUAAAGCUAACCCUAAACCUAAACUCAGUAUCCAAACCUAACCCUGACCCUGACUUUAACCUCAGCAUCCAAACCCAAACCUAACCCUGAUCUUCACCUCAGGUCCCAAACCUAAACCUAACCCCGACCUUAACCUCAGUAUCCAAAUCUAAACCGAACCCUAAUUCUGAAUCUAAACCUAACCAUAAAAUUAACCUCAGCAUCCAAACCUAAACCUAACCCUAAGCCCAAAUCUAAGCCUGAUCUUAACCUCAGCCCCAAACCUAAACCAAACCCUAAACUCAGUAUCCAAACAUAACCCUAACCCUAAACCUAACCUCAGUAUCCAAACCUAACCCUGACCUUAAUCUCAGCAUCCGAACCUAAACCUAAAGCUAACCCCGACCUUAACCUUAGUAUCCAAAUCUAAACCUAACCCUAAUUCCGAACCUAAACCUAACCCUAGCAUUAACCUCAGCAUCCAAACCUAAACUUAACCCUGAGCUUAACCUCAGUAUCCAAAUCUAAACCUAACCCUAAACCUAACCCUAAACAUAACCCUGACCUUAACAUCAGUAUCCAACCCUAAACCUAACCCUAAACCUAAACCAAACCUCAACUUCAGCAUCCAAAAGGCAACUUUCUGCUCUUUUAGUUUUUCCUAAACAGUGUAAUCUGUGGUGAAACGUCCUCACUUGAGCCUAAAUGCCAUGGUGUCGUAUCACUGUGAGGACUUAUAGUCCUCACAAGGAUAGCAAGACAAGCACACACACACACACACACACACACACACACACACACAGAAGAGAAAAUUCAGAUAUUACCCAUGUUCCACCAGAGCAUGCACUGCAGCCAAAACAGCGCUUACCAGCUUCCAAGCGGUCACCAUGCUGCACUCACUGGCCACUUCAGCAGGUCCACUCGGGCAGGACGAGUAGGAACGGCUCCGAUUUUUAAAUCUAGACCGUUGUUCAUAAAGGGGAACCCGCAUGUGUUUUACACUGUUUCUGAAGUCUGUGCAUGAGCCCACUCAGUCUGUACACUCUUAAAAAAAGAUGGUUCUUCAAGGGUUCUUUGGUAAAGACAAUGGCUCUGUGUAGAACCAUGAACACUCAAAGGACCA